Molecule: messenger RNA, 605 nt
Organism: Owenia fusiformis
Lineage: Eukaryota; Metazoa; Annelida; Polychaeta; Sabellida; Oweniidae
Source: the annotation of a GenBank genome assembly
GUUUUACCGAGCAAAUGAUUUACGAAACACUUUUAAACGACAGAUCUCGCGCAGGCGCAGUACAAGAAGUAUGACGUCAUGUCCGUUAUGGCUGCUCCCGUCGAUCGACUGAAGCAGCUCGAAAAUAUCGAAAAAGAGAUAGCUAGCGCCUUACAAUUUGCAGGUCACGCUGUUGGAGAACUAUCAAAGGAUACACCAAAGAUUAAACAAGUAGAAAGUCAGACAACUCAGUUCUUGAAGACAUUGGAGAACGUUGAGAGUGGAUUGUUAAAGCAGAUCAAUUACCUCACUCAAGUUUCAACAGGACAACCACAUGAAGGUUCUAGCUAUGCAGCCCACAAGGAUCUUUUGAUGACCUUCCACCGUCAAGAACAUGUAAGGAACGGCCUCAACGAGCUAGAAAAGAUAAAGGGGAGCAUGCUUCAAGAUAGACAGAGACAGUUUAUGCCAAAAAUGGAGCCAAAGUAACAUGACACAUCUGAUAUAAUUAAUUAAUACAUUUAAUGUACAUUCAGUGUCAUUCAUAGUGUAUUUUGAAGUGAAAACAUUUUGGAACAGCUUUAUCUUGACGUGAUAAAACUGUAGAAUUUUGCAACAGUUUCAUC